AGAUUGUGCUGUAAAUUGAUUGUUCUUAAGUGCGAGUUGCCUGGGAGUAUAAACUAAUUAAAUGGUAAUACGAAAAUAUGUAUAAUACUAUUGGUUUGUACAUGCAUUCGAAGUUUGUUAAUUUAGCAUUUAUUUAUGCGUCAACACAAACUAAACAAUAAUUGCAGAGUAAGGCAAAAUAGGAGUGGUGCGAUUUUGCCUGCCUGUACUUGAUGUGGGGUCGUAGUGAAUAUAGCAACAUCAACAGACCCAAUAAAUUAAAUUAAAGUUGCAGGAAACUAUUUCCAAAUUUCUGUAGCAAAAUGUAUUAAACGCUCUUAGUUAUGGGGCCGGUGUUGCUUUCAACGACAAACGUGCUAUAAAAUAUAUGUAUGUACGCUCGCUCAUGGUCAAGUAAAACAAAAAUGCUGUUUGAAUGAUAUUCCGAGAAAGUGCUAAUACAAUCAAAGAAAUUUGAAUGCAAUCUUUAGUAAUAGAUCACAAACAGAAGCAGUCAGACUGCACAAUUAAAACAACAGAUUCACUAAUAAUAAAGAUUGGACCAGCGACAAUACCCAGCUAACAAACUCGCAGCUCAACAAUAAUUCCAUUGACGAAAUGGUUGGCACACAACAACAAAGUUCAAUAAGGAGCGGAGCGGACUUGAAGCGAUCAACCCUACAAUGAACAUGCAGAGCAUAGAUAAAGCAACUUCACCGCCUGCGCUGCUCGCAUUAAACCAAACACAAACUGACAGUGACAAAGGAAUAGCCAUGGGAUUGGGUUUGGAAUUGGAAAAUGGUAAUGCAAAUAAUUUGGCUACCAUUCCGUAUUUUGGCAGUAGUUAUGGCACGACUAUAAUGCUUCAUGAUCAUAAACUGAUCGCGAAACCAACGAUAAAAGCAACGCCUGCAAUAGAUGAUAUACCCAGCAAUAAUUUUUCUGCAGAUAUUCAAGAUGGAUGCGCUGGGGCUGAAGGCAGCUUACAUUUGAAAGUAUCAACGGGCUCACCCUUAAUAAAGUUGGAACCAUCAAGCUUACCGCUAAAAGAGACUGGAAUGGAAUGUUCACUAUCGAAGUCAUUAGUAGCCACUAAAAUCGAGCAAUACUCAUUUCAUGAACAAAUAAUUAUGUCUGGUCAACAAAAAAGUGCUUUACAAGAUAAACCAAAAGCUUUGGUUGUAUCUCCACAACAAGUGAUGAUUCUCUACAUGCAUAAAUUAACGCCAUACGAACGCAGUGAAAUUUUGGCCUAUCCGCAAAUAUAUUUCAUAGGCGCCAAUGCAAAGAAACGUCCCGGGAUUUACGGUCCAAAUAAUUCGGAUUAUGAUAAUGAACAGGGCGCCUAUAUUCAUAUACCACACGAUCACGUUGCCUAUCGUUAUGAAAUGCUAAAAAUUAUUGGAAAGGGAAGCUUUGGACAAGUAAUUAAAGCCUACGAUCAUAAGACGCAUGAGCAUGUCGCGCUGAAAAUUGUGCGCAAUGAGAAACGUUUCCAUCGCCAGGCUCAGGAGGAAAUACGAAUCUUACAUCACUUGAGGCGACAUGACAAAUACAAUACAAUGAAUAUUAUCCACAUGUUUGACUAUUUCACUUUUCGCAAUCAUACGUGUAUUACUUUCGAACUAUUAAGCAUAAAUUUAUAUGAAUUGAUUAAAAAGAACGGUUUUAAGGGCUUUAGCUUACAAUUGGUCCGGAAAUUUGCUCAUUCGUUGCUUCAAUGUUUGGAUGCACUCUAAAAUGAAAUAAUCCAUUGUGAUAUGAAACCUGAAAAUGUGUUAUUAAAACAACAAGGUCGAUCCGGCAUAAAGGUUAUUGACUUUGGAUCUUCCUGCUUCGAAAGUCAGCGUGUUUACACAUAUAUUCAGUCGAGAUUUUAUCGUGCUCCUGAGGUUAUAUUGGGAGCCAAAUAUGGACGGGCCAUUGACAUGUGGUCUUUGGGUUGCAUACUGGCGGAACUGUUAUCGGGACACGCUUUAUUUCCGGGUGAAAAUGAAAGCGAUCAAUUGGCUUGUAUUAUUGAAGUUCUAGGGAUGCCGAGUAAAGCGAUUUUGGCCAACGCUAAACGAACAAAAACGUUCUUUAGCCCAAAAGGAUAUCCCCGAUAUUGCACUGUUCGCACAAUGGCCGACGGCAUGGUCGUUCUAAUCGGCGGACAAUCACGCCGCGGCAAACCACGUGGUCCACCCUGUUCGAAGAGCCUCUCUAAAGCAUUAGACGGCUGCAAGGAUCCUUUGUUUCUUAAUUUCAUUCGCGGUUGUCUGGAAUGGGAUACUGAUAAGCGACUGACACCAUCUGAGGCUCUAAAACAUCCGUGGUUACGUCGUCGACUACCGAGGCCACCAAGUAGUACAAGUGCCGGUUGCGGAGCAGUAGGAGGCGGAUCAAGCAGCAUUGGUGGCGGUAGCAGCGCAGGAGGUGGCAGCAUUAGUGGCGAGCAAUCGCCAGUCACAGGUAUUAACAUAAUUGGAGUAACUGAGGCGAGUGACAGAGAGCCAAGUAAUUGUAAUGAGCGAACGCAUCAUGGCGGUGUAAGCGCCAAGUUAAGCGGAUCAGUAACCUCUCCAACUAGCUUACCAACGGUUUCCGUUUUAACCAACAUUCUAAGUAAAACAACCGUGCAUUCUAAUACAUCUUCGGAAAGUGUUGUUGGUGCUCCUCCAUUAAUUGCAUUACAGAAUAAUGCAGCAGACUUUGCAGCAAGCAAGCGAGCUUUUAAUAAUCUUACUGAUACCGACAACGGCUCAAUGACAUCCAGAUACCAUUCAUCCUUAUCAUCACACGUGCCCUAUACAGCUAAUGAAUGUGAACGCCUGUCGCACAUUUCUUCAAUAAACUCCGUAUUAAAUGGGGGCGGAGUCACAAAAUCUCUAAGUCAUUUGCCGGAAUCAAUGGCAGGUUCAUUUGCCGUUUAUAGUACCUCAUCUACUACGACACCAAUUCGAAACGCUGCCACUGAGUUAUGUAUUGCUAAUAAUCUGUCUGAUACACAGGCUUUGUUAAACAUGGAUAUGAAUUCCUAUAAUGUCUAUACUGCUGUUAAGCCGGUGCAUAAACCGAGCUCAAUACAACAAUUGAACGCUCAGGCUCAGGCACAAAAUUUAAAAUCGCCGCAGAAUAUAUAGCAAAAUAUAUGCAAAUUUAUUGUAAUGUAUCUGAAGGUUUAAUCAACGAAAGGCGGUGAUUGUUGUUACUGUAUACGACGAUAGACACUCCAUUAACAACACAAGCUGCCAUAUGAGAUUCCUAGAUAUGCUAUUUAUAUGUAACUUUCAUUUACUGCAAGUCUAUCAUUGUGUAUGAUUUAAUAGAUGCCGCAAUAGUUUCGAAAAAUAAAAUAAACAAAAA
Messenger RNA from Drosophila sulfurigaster albostrigata, 3327 nucleotides. RefSeq names its product dual specificity tyrosine-phosphorylation-regulated kinase 2 (gene Dyrk3). Gene Ontology annotation, molecular function: protein serine/threonine kinase activity; protein serine/threonine/tyrosine kinase activity; ATP binding. NCBI's taxonomy places the organism in Eukaryota, Metazoa, Arthropoda, Insecta, Diptera, Drosophilidae. Gene Ontology annotation, cellular component: nucleus. The record is from RefSeq and is a predicted model, not a curated record. Gene Ontology annotation, biological process: peptidyl-threonine phosphorylation; peptidyl-serine phosphorylation.